AUGAUGUACCCUCACGCCCUUACCUCAUACCCGUGUACUCUCACGCCCUGUGCUCACAUGAUGUACCCUCACGCCUCUGUACCCUCAUAUCCGUGUACUCUCACGCCCUGUGGCCACAUGAUGUACCCUCACGUCCCUUACCCUCAUACCCCCCCUUACCUUACGCCCUGUACCCACUUGAUGUACCCUCACGCCCUGUGCCCACAUGAUUACCCUCACGCCCCUUACCCCACGCCCUGUACCCACUUGAUGUACCCUCACCCCUGUGCCCACAUGAUGUACCCUCACCCCUACCCUCACGCCCUGUACCCACUUGAUGUACCCUCACGCCCUGUGCCCACAUGA
This is a messenger RNA of Penaeus vannamei (Pacific white shrimp), 345 nucleotides long. The record is from RefSeq and is a predicted model, not a curated record. NCBI's taxonomy places the organism in Eukaryota, Metazoa, Arthropoda, Malacostraca, Decapoda, Penaeidae.